UUCUAUUAACAACUGUAUCUUCCUCAAAGUUUGUUCCUAGGAUUUACUUUUUGCUGUAAAAAUUAUAUCCUUCUUGGUUUGUUUGUAUCUGGUAUUUGCAUUAAAGCUCCGACUAAUCUUGAUUCGAGUCCAUUAUCGUGUAGUGCAUAUGGGGUUUUGCUAAAAAAGUCUCUUGGUUUGUGGCCGUACUCGCAUUGAAGUAAAGGGUGAAAGGUCGAACCUGAGACCUCUGAUUAUGUUGUGUAUAUGGGAUUAUUGAAGGAUUGAAGUGUAUUGUAAAAAUGUAUUUCAAGAAUAGAGGAGCAACAGAAAGGCCAUCAAAAAGUGUAGUUUCUCAAAAAUGGAGUCUUUUUCUAUGUCUUGUUGGUAGUUUUUGUGCUGGAAUGAUCUUCACAAACAGAAUGUGGACAAUUUCUGAAACAGAAGGAGGAAUUACAAGAACAACUACAGUUGAAGCUGAAAAAUUGAAGUUAGUUUCAGAAGGAUGCAUUACAAAAUUUUUGCAGCAGAAAGAUAUAAAACUUGUAUCUAAAGAUAUUUUUGGGAAUGUUUCCAAGGCGAAUCAUGCUAUUGAGACAUUAGACAAAACAAUUUCAAAUUUGGAGAUGGAAUUGGCUGCAGCAAAAGCAACACAGGAGUUGAUUCUUAGUGGAGCUCCGAUAUCAGAAGAGAUCGAAAAAGAUGAAUCACGAAGAAAAAGGAAAUAUUUUAUGGUGGUAGGAAUAAACACCGCGUUUAGUAGCAGAAAAAGAAGGGAUUCAGUUCGCGCUACAUGGAUGCCACAAG
Messenger RNA from Capsicum annuum, 786 nucleotides. Its product is annotated as probable beta-1,3-galactosyltransferase 2. The record is from RefSeq and is a predicted model, not a curated record. Lineage: Eukaryota; Viridiplantae; Streptophyta; Magnoliopsida; Solanales; Solanaceae. Gene Ontology annotation, cellular component: Golgi membrane. Gene Ontology annotation, molecular function: hexosyltransferase activity.